Messenger RNA from Rhododendron vialii, 6444 nucleotides. RefSeq names its product putative 1-phosphatidylinositol-3-phosphate 5-kinase FAB1C. Gene Ontology annotation, molecular function: ATP binding; 1-phosphatidylinositol-3-phosphate 5-kinase activity. Gene Ontology annotation, cellular component: endosome membrane. NCBI's taxonomy places the organism in Eukaryota, Viridiplantae, Streptophyta, Magnoliopsida, Ericales, Ericaceae. Gene Ontology annotation, biological process: phosphatidylinositol phosphate biosynthetic process. The record is from RefSeq and is a predicted model, not a curated record.
AGGGGGAGAAAGGUCGUAGCAGGCAGAAGAAGAAAGAAAGAAAGAAAGCAAGAAAAAGCUCGAAGAGAGAGAGAGAGAGAGAGAGCCCAAAAGUGGAUGCGUAUGUAUUGCCAUAUAGUCGGAGCAUUAUAAUAGUAAUAGUUCUUGGGGAAUGAAACCGAAAGCAUUGCCGGAAAGAAUGGUAAAGUCCGCCCAGAGUGAAAUGGUGGGUUUGCCGAAGAAGAAGAAUAAGAGCUUCAACCAGCUGUCCAUGGAGAUCCGAGCCGUCGAUGAUUCCAUCACCAGAAAAGUAACCUCAUCCGUACUCUUCCUCUUCCUCCUCUUCAUCCUCAGCCUCUUCGUCCUUUGAGAAAAUCUCCCUCUCUUAAUUCACUUCCUUUACCUACACAUAUUAACAAUCAAUCACUGGUACCAUUUUUGUUUUCUCUUUCACUUGAUCUGAAAGCCUUUUAUUGACACGUGUUGUUAUUGCUAUUUUUAUCGGGAUCUAGUAUUGGUGAUUCUUGGAUCGGUUAGUUUGGCUUUUAGGGUUUGAGGUCUGAGUCGAUCCGAAAAAGGAAAUAACAAAAACUAAAAAAUAUUAAAUAGAAUUGUUGUUGUUGUUUUGGCUCAUUGUUUAGUGUCAUCAUAUACUAACACGAUCACGUUUCGGUGUAAAUACCAUUCGCCUCGCGCGAAUCUAAGUGCAAAACCAUCCAUUACCUUUCUUGAUAUUUUGUUGAUUGGAGGAGGGAUUUGAUUUCUCAGAAUUAGUAGUAACUAGUGAUCAGAACCCACCUUUUUCUUUGUGGGUUUUCGGGACUUUCGGUUCUAUUAAUCGGGUCGUUUUUGGUACCGACGAAUCAGAUAAAUCUAGUCUAGUUGUAGAUCUUGUAAUUUUGACUCUUAGAUUAGGAGGAGGAGGAGAAGAGUGAGAUAGUUUUUGUUUUUCCUCUUGUCUCGACGGGGAGUUGGUCAGAAUAAUUGGUUGGGUCAUAACUUUCUAUGGGAGUACCUGAUAACUCUUUACUAGAUUUGAUAGAGAAAGUCAGGUCUUGGAUUUCUUGGGGGACGAGCGAUCUAAAUUCCUUCUCCGGCCAAUUUGAGAUGGCUGAUAACGAUUGCAAAACGUGCUGUCUGUGCAAAUCGAAUUUCAAAGAGACUAGCCUUCAGUACCAUUGCCGAAGCUGUACUAGGAUGUUUUGUGCAAAUUGUCUGUGGGGCUACGGUUCUGUGAGUGCUGUGUCGGGUGAUAUAAAAAGCGCUGUGGAUGCUGGGGUGGUUGAUAUCAUUUCGUGCAAGUUUUGUUCUGACAUUCGUAUUAGGAAUGAAAGGGGCAGAAAAUAUUGUGAUAAGAUCUAUCCUGCGGAGUCUCCCCGUCAGAGUCCCGAACCUCAAUCUCCUUCUUUUAGUGGUAAAAGGUUGGAUGGUUAUUCCCCCGAUGCUAUGAGAAGCAGUGUUACUUCAUUUGAUGGUCAUCCAUCUCCAGUAUCUAUUUGCCACUCUCCAAGCAGGAGUGAUGAAGAAGAGGCAGAGAAUUCCACAACUACCUUUUUCAGCACAUCAAGUGAAUUCUGUAAUGACACUUCAGAUGUAGAUUCAAGUAGCGUUAGUGCUAGACACGAAUUUUACAGUUUUAAGUCAGUUGGAUCUAGUCCUUCUGACAGCUCCUCUAGGAUUCAUAUUAGUUCCAAUAGAGUUGGGCAUUCUGUACAGAAGGGGCAAGGGGGAACCCCUAGGUCUCGUAAUGACGUUCACUUUAAUCAAGAAACAAUGGCUGUUUUAACAAGGCCUGAGAGAGGGUAUGGGGAUCCAGAAAAUACUGAUGAUUGUAGCGAUGAUUUGUCUAUAUUUCGGGACCAAUGUGAAAAGUUGCAGAAACCGUUGGAUUUUGAAAGCAAUGGUCUUAUAUGGUUCCCGCCACCACCUGAGGAUGAAGAUGAUGAUGCGGAAAACAACUUUUUUACGUACGAAGAUGAUGAAGAUGAGAUUGGGGAUUCAGGUGUGGUGUUCUCAUCCAGUAGUAGUCUUGCUAGCACGUUUGCGGCUAAGGAGAAACAGAACGAGGGACACAAGGAACCUCUGAGAGCUGUGGUACAGGGGCAUUUUAGGGCUCUUGUGUCACAGCUGUUACAAGGGGAGGGUGUCAAGGUGGGAAAAGAAAACAGCAGAGAGGACUGGCUUGAUAUUGUUACCGCAAUAGCAUGGCAAGCUGCAAAUUUUGUCAGACCAGACACUAGCAGAGGUGGCAGUAUGGAUCCCGGCGAUUAUGUUAAGGUCAAGUGUAUAGCAUCAGGAAGUCCCAGUGAGAGCACACUUGUCAAAGGAGUAGUUUGUACAAAGAAUAUUAAGCACAAGCGCAUGACUUCACAAUACAAGAACCCUAGAUUACUUAUUUUAGGGGGGGCACUUGAGUACCAGAGAGUUCCUAAUCAACUAUCUUCUUUUGAGACUUUGCUGCAACAGGAAAUCGAUCAUCUGAAGUUGGUUGUGUCAAAGAUUGAGGCACAUCGUCCAAAUCUGCUGCUUGUGGAGAAAAGUGUAUCUUCAUAUGCUCAAGAGUAUUUGUUGGAAAAGGAGAUUUCUUUAGUGUUGAAUAUUAAGAGGCCGUUAUUGGACCGCAUAGCCAGGUGCACUGGUGCACUUAUAACUCCAUCAAUUGAUAACAUAUCUACCACGCGGUUGGGUCAUUGCGAACUCUUCCGGUUGGAAAGAGUAUCUGAAGAACUUGAGAAUGGCAACCAAUCUAACAAGAAGACCUCUAAAACAUUGAUGUUUUUUGAAGGUUGUCCCAGGCGACUAGGUUGCACGGUACUGUUGAAGGGCUCCUCUCAUGAAGAACUGAAGAAGGUUAAACAUGUUGUACAGUAUGCGGUUUUUGCAGCAUAUCAUUUAUCGCUGGAGACUUCCUUCCUUGCUGAUGAGGGUGCUAGUCUUCCAAAGAUGAAAAUGAAGCCUUCAAUGUCCAUCCUGGAGAGGACAACUGCUGAUAAUCCCAUUUCAGUUAUUCUUGAUUCUGUCUGCUCUGGGAAUUACCUUGCAGUAGCCCAUGACCAUGAUAUUGAUGACGGAUCACCAAGUCCCAAAUUGGAUUUGGGAGGGCAGCGAUCAUUUUCAGAGCAUCUUAACCCUGGUCAAUAUUUGUUUCCUACCUCGAUGGAGUGUGGAGUGGGAUAUGAUGCAUGCGAUAAUAAUUUGGAAUCUAGUGUGCCGUUGGAGGUUUUUAAUGGCCUCAGUGUGUUUCCUUCUGAGAUUGGAAAUCAUGCGCAACAGGAAUCGUUGGAAACAACAGAUCAAGAGGAGAAGCAACUGAAGGAAGUUUUUGAAUUUGGAGAACCUGACAGGGUAGAUGACAAUGAUGACUCAGGUGAAUACUAUUCAGCUGCGGAUAGUCAGCAGAGCAUAUUGGUAUCCUUUUCUAGCUGUUGUGUGCUGAAUGGAACUGUAUGUGAACGCUCUCAACUCCUUCGCAUCAAGUUCUAUGGCUGUUUUGAUAAGCCGUUGGGGAGGUAUCUUCAAGAUGACCUGUUUGAUCAGGCAUCUAGCUGUCGAUCUUGUAAAGAGCCGGUUGAAGCCCAUGUCUUAUGCUAUACUCACCAGCAGGGGAAUCUUACAAUAAAUGUGAGAAAGAUUCCCUCAGUCAAGUUACCUGGAGAUCGUGAUGGAAAGAUAUGGAUGUGGCACCGAUGCCUCAAGUGUGCACAGAUAGAUGGGGUUCCCCCGGCUACUCGUAGAGUGGUCAUGUCAGAUGCUGCUUGGGGACUAUCCUUUGGAAAGUUUUUGGAACUUAGUUUCUCAAACCAUGCAACUGCUAAUCGUGUAGCAAGCUGUGGUCAUUCUCUGCAAAAAGACUGCCUCCGUUACUAUGGGUUUGGGAGCAUGGUUGCAUUCUUUCGUUAUUCUCCUAUUGAUAUUCUCUCUGUCCAUUUGCCCCCGUCGGUGCUUGAGUUCAAUGGUCACCUUCACCAGGAGUGGAUUAGGAAAGAGGCGGCAGAGCUUCUGAGUAAAACGAAAGCCCUCUAUAAAGACUUGUCAGCUGUACUUAGCAGCAUUGAACAGGCUUUGGGAUUUGAAAAGCUUGAUGCAAGUGAAUUAGGUGACCACAUCAUGGAGUUGAAAGAACUGCUUAUAGAAGAGAGUAGUGAUUACAUGGCUUUGCUUCAAACAUCUGAUGAAGGGACUUUGCCUGUGGAUCAGACUUCAGUAGAUAUUCUUGGUCUCAAUUGUUUGAGACGUUCACUUGUAAUUGGCUCACAUCUAUGGGAUCGUCGUCUCUGUUCCUUGGAUUCCAUGCUUAAACAGAGGAGUCUUAUAUCUGAGGUUGCACAGGGUUCUAUAUCUUACAUUGAGCCGAAAGAGUGGAGAAGUGAUUUGUGCUCCAAGGAUAUCAGUAUUGACCAUGAUCAUGAAAACAAGGUGUCCGAAUCUUCUAAAUUGCAAAAAUUCUCCAUGCAUGGUAUACAGUCAGAGCUGCAGGAAGAACCUAAGUUUUUGCCCUCUGAGACUACGGAUCCUGGACAGACCAUUUCGGCCCCAUGCCAGCAGCACAAACAAGAGGAAUUACAAUCUGAUGGUAAAUUUAUUGUUGGGAUGACAUCCUUAGAUACUGCCCCCUCUACGGUAUCCAAUCUUUCAGACAAAAUCGAUUCUGCAUGGAGUGGCACAGACCAACUUCCAUUGACAGCUCAGUUAAGCCCACAGCCAGAUGGACCUCAAUUUGUUUCUGUCAAGCACAUAAGUCAAGCAGAAAGUCCAACUUUUGUAAGGCUUUCGUCACCAGUAAGAGUUUACUCUUUUGAUUCUGCUUUGAGACUUCAAGAAAGGAUUAGGAAAGGAUUGUCCCCAGCCUCAUUGCAUUUGUCAACACUUAGAUCUUUCCAUGCCUCUGGAGAAUACAGGAAUAUGAUUCGAGAUCCAGUUUCUAAUGUACAAAGGACUUACUCUCAGAUGUCUCCACGGGAGGCUCACAAGUUAAAUGUCGUAUUCCACUCCACAUCUUCAUUUAUCUCUGGUGCAUCCCUUAUGCCUGACGGGGCCCGGUUGCUGCUUCCACAAACUGGCCAAAUAGUUAUUGCUGUUUAUGACAAUGAACCUGGUAGCAUAAUAUCCUAUGCCAUCAGUUCCAGGGAGUAUGAGGACUGGAUUGCUGAUAGGCCAAAUAGGCAUGAAGGAAGCUGGAACAGCAGUGGGGCAAAUUCUCUAGCUCCUUCCUUUUCAGCCUCUCAGUCUUUUGGCUCACUUAACUUGGAUUCCAUUCACUAUGGAAGUUAUGGUGGGUCUGAAGAUGCUUCAUUGACGAUUAGUGCCCUGUUUGCUGAUCCUAAGAGUUCUCAUCUUAGAGUUUCUUUCGAAGACGAGUCUUUAACUGGAGGCAAAGUGAAGUUUUCUGUCACCUGUUAUUUUGCGAAGCAGUUUCAUGCUCUUAGAAAGAAAUGUUGCCCGAGUGAAGUCGAUUUUGUACGUUCCCUAAGCCGCUGCAAGAGAUGGAGUGCACAAGGAGGAAAGAGCAAUGCAUACUUUGCAAAGUCUUUGGAUGAGAGGCUCAUAAUAAAACAAGUUCAAAAGACCGAAUUGGAAUCUUUUGAGGAAUUUGCACCAGAAUACUUCAAGUAUUUGACAGAGUCCCUAAGCUCAGGAAGUCCAACUUGCCUUGCUAAAAUUCUUGGUAUUUAUCAGGUAACUGUCAAACAUUUGAAAGGUGGUAAGGAAACAAAAAUGGUUCUGGUGGUGAUGGAAAACCUCUUUUUCAAAAGAAGUAUCUCAAGGGUCUAUGAUCUUAAGGGCUCUUUGCGAUCCCGUUACAACGCAGAUACAACAGGGUCAGAUAAAGUACUGCUAGAUCUGAAUCUUUUAGAAACGCUACGUACUAAACCCAUAUUGCUUGGGAGCAAAGCGAAGAGAAGACUAGAGCGGGCUGUUUGGAAUGAUACAUCUUUUCUAGCGUCUGUUGAUGUGAUGGACUACUCUUUGCUGGUGGGGGUGGACGACGAGCGCAAGGAGCUGGUUAUAGGGAUUAUUGAUUUCAUGAGACAGUAUACUUGGGACAAGCAUUUGGAGACAUGGGUUAAGGCAUCAGGCUACUUGGGGGCCCUAAGAAUGCUUCCCCCACCAUUAUUUCUCCCAAACAAUACAAGAAAAGAUUCCGGAAAGCAAUGACUUCAUAUUUUCUUACAGUACCGGACCAAUGGUCAUGGUGAAAGGAUCAAUGCAUUCUUUUUUCCAUGCGCAAGCAUCGGACGGCUAAUAGAAUGAAGCAAUGACAGCCUAUUUUGUAUCUGGCCGGAGUUAGCUCCGGGAAGAGGUUUUUGUGAAUGAACGGACGUGGUGGUAGUGGAAUUCUUUUGUGCACUUUGUACAUGUCCAAAGAUACUUUCAAGUUCGUUCACACGGCAAAUGUGUAGACCCUUUUCUCAAGACGUGAUAUAUGGAAAGCAGGUCAAUGUGAUUGCUUGAUUAUUUUUACCA